Fusarium vanettenii 77-13-4 is the source of this 2064-nucleotide messenger RNA. RefSeq lists its product as uncharacterized. The transcript is spliced from 6 exons. NCBI's taxonomy places the organism in Eukaryota, Fungi, Ascomycota, Sordariomycetes, Hypocreales, Nectriaceae. The record is from RefSeq and is a predicted model, not a curated record. The coding region runs from base 286 to 1809 and encodes 507 amino acids. Gene Ontology annotation, cellular component: membrane.
CUUCUCCCGUUCCUUCGUAGCUACAUACACGUGGUGCUGCAUCAUCUACUCUCUCUUCCUAUUCCUAUCUCCUAACUUAUCUUUUUUUUCUUUUCCUAUCUAUCGUCUUGCCCCUCUCUUUCAAUUGCUGGCUGUCUGUUUCGUCAGUGUGUCAGCAUCGCUGUCACUACUAAUGUUUUUAACUUUCCCGUCCUAGAAGCGUGUCCCCUCAACCUAGAGCACCAAGCUCACUCACUCCCUACAACUAACUACCUUCCUAUCUUCUAUACAUUCCACAUUGCCAAGAUGCACCAGAAUCAGCAGCAGCGGCUUCAUCAUGCUCGCAUCAUUGCGAGCGUCGCUGCUACCGUCAUCUCUCUCGCCUGUGGCACAAAUUAUGUCUACUCGGCCUGGGCUCCUCAAUUCGCCGAGCGGCUGAAAUUAUCAUCCACGGAGAGCAACCUUAUCGGUCUUGCUGGUAACCUGGGCCAGUAUACUAUGGGAGUUCCAAUUGGUAUCUUCGUCGACCAUCGCGGUCCCAGACCUGCUGUUCUCGGUGGCGCUGUUCUCCUAGCUGCCGGCUACUUUCCUCUUCACCAGGCCUACGACAGCGCUUCUGGCUCUGUUCCUCUCCUCUGCCUGUUCUCGUACCUGUCAGGCCUAGGUGGUUGCAUGGCGUUUGCUGCUGCCGUCAAGACGUCUGCUCUCAACUGGCCCCAACAUCGAGGUACCGCUACGGCUUUCCCACUCGCUGCGUUUGGCCUGAGCGCCUUCUUCUUCUCUCUUCUCGGCUCCGUAUUCUUCCCCGGCGACCCAAGCGCUUUCCUGGAGCUUCUCGCUUGGGGAACAUGCGGCAUGACUCUCGGCGGCUUCUUCUUCCUCAAGGUCCAUCACCAGUCCAGCUAUGAGGCCGUACCCGACUCAGAAGACCACCACGUAGUAGUAGUAGCAGUAGCACUCGCACAAGCACAAGCUCCCCUUGGCCGUGUGGUCCCCGUCGAGAACCCCGACGACCUCGAGGCCGGCGAGACGUCCCCCCUAACGUCCCGCCCCUCAUCGCGAACCGGCGAAGCCCUUCUUGGAACCAAUCACAUUAAUAACGAUCGAUCUCACCGUGUAGACAUCCGAGGUCUGGCCCUCAUGCGCAGUCUCGGCUUCUGGCAGCUCUUUACCAUCAUGGGAAUACUAGCUGGCGUGGGUCUCAUGACCAUCAACAACAUUGGCAACGACGCCAAGGCUCUUUGGAAACACUUUGACAAGAAGGUUACCGACGAGUUCCUCAUCCACCGCCAGCAAAUGCAUGUGUCGACCCUUUCCAUCUGCAGCUUCCUUGGUAGACUACUCAGCGGUGUUGGCUCCGACUUCUUAGUCAACCGACUUCACGCCAGCAGGCUCUGGUGUCUUGCCGUCGCUUGUGUCGUCUUCUUCCUCGCCCAAGUCUGUGCCUUGCUCAUCGUGAACCCCAACCUGCUCGGCCUAGUCUCGGGUUUGUCCGGUCUCGCCUAUGGCUUCCUGUUUGGCGUUUCCCCUUCGAUCGUGGCCGAAACCUUUGGCAUCCGCGGGCUGAGCCAGAACUGGGGCUUCUUGACCAUGGCUCCGGUUAUCUCGUCCAACAUCUUCAACAUUUUCUACGGUAAAGUCUACGAUUCACACAGCAUUGUUCAACCCAACGGUGAGAGGGUAUGCUUGGAAGGUCUUGACUGCUAUCGUUCGGCAUAUUGGGUUACUCUAUUUGCUUGUAUUGCCGGAAGUGGCAUCACUCUUUGGGGCAUCCGCCAUCAGCAUGCCAAGCUCCUCAAGGAGCAUGACAAGGGCGAAGAGGAGGACUAGCCAUGUGCCGGGCAUCCAUGCAAAGGCUUGACAAUUCUAUUGGAUCAGGUUGUGGCCAGUCAGUUUGGUAGUGAUCUACGGCGUUGGAUGAAGUUUGCUUGGUGUUGAUUCAUGGAUAUUUUAACAUUAACAUGAUGGAACGGUCUGGCGCAUGGGGAAACAAGGAAUGCAUCGCGGAAAAAUCUAGUUAUUAGAUUAUAUGCCAAAGGAUAUCCGUCAUCCACAACCCACGAAACCCUCAGUUCCAUAUUCAAG